AUGACCACAACAGCUACUGUCACCAGUAUGCCCGGCUCCGAGUCCAAUGGCGCGACCUCCGGGGUCAAACCAAAGCUUCAUGGUCGCGCCUUUUAUGAGAGCAUUGGAAGCCCAAAGUUUGUCGUGGCGCCUAUGGUGGAUCAGUCCGAAUUCGCUUGGCGGAUGCUCACUCGGUCCUUCAUGCCAGAGUCUCAACGCUCCAAAGUCCUAGCAUACACUCCAAUGUUCCACGCGCGCCUAUUCGGCGAGAACGCGUCCUACCGAGACUCGCACUUCCAACCGAUGCGUAGCGAUCCCGCUUCGCCAGACGCGCAGCCAACCCCGUGGCUUGACGGCAACCCCGCGAUCGACCGACCCCUAUUCGUACAAUUUUGCGCAAACGACCCGGCUGCGCUGCUGGAAGCAGCCAAGCAUGUCGCCCCGUACUGCGAUGCUGUCGAUCUCAACCUCGGCUGUCCCCAAGGAAUCGCAAGGAAGGGUCACUACGGCGCCUUCCUUCAAGAGGACCAGGAACUGAUACACAAGCUGAUCCGGCAGCUGCACGAGGGGUUGUCCAUCCCGGUGACUGCGAAGAUUCGCAUCCUCGACACCCUGGAGGCCACGCUGGCCUAUGCGCGCAAUGUGCUUGAUGCCGGAGCCAGCAUCCUCACCGUCCACGGCCGCAGGCGGGAGCAAAAGGGCCACCUGACGGGCUUGGCGGACUGGAGCGCCAUCCGCUACCUGCGCGACAAUCUCCCGCCCGAGACAGUCAUCUUUGCAAACGGCAACAUCCUGCAGCGCGGCGAUCUGGAGCGGUGUCUGGAGGCGACGGGUGCCGACGCCAUCAUGUCGGCCGAGGGCAACCUGAGCGACCCGACAAUCUUCGCGCCCGAGCCACCGGUUGGCGAGGAAGGGAGGGAGUACUGGCGCGGCAGAGAUGGUCUCGGCGGUUUCCGCGUGGAUGCCGUGAUGCGCCGCUACUUGGACAUCCUGCACAAGUACGUCGAGGAUAAGGAGCCACCAGUGCGCAGGCCAUUGUUUGUGGUGGGCGAGGAUGAGACGUGGAUCAACCAGCCGGCGGAAUCACAAGCAGCGCCGCAGGCUGCUCAGGGAGGCGGGACAGAAGAAGCUCCCGCGGACGCGGAAGAAAACGAAGAGGGCCAGCCGGCUCGCAAGAAGCGGAGGAAGAAUCUCAAGAAGAAGAUGGAAGCGGCCGAAACAGGGAUCGGCAAGAAGGACAAGAAUCCAUCACCCAAUUAUAUCGCGGUCAAGGCGCACCUGUUUCACAUGCUGCGCCACUUCAUCACAAAGCACACAGACGUGCGGGAUGCUGUGGCCAGGAGUAGGCUCGGGGAUGGCCAUAUCAACUACCUAGAGCGCGUGUUGGACAUGGUCGAACGCAAGGUGGCGCAGGGUAUGAUUGAGUACGAGCGCACCGACGGCAAGAGCUUCGAGGACGAGCCCUUGACCAGGAUAACGACCAAGCCACAACCCCAGGCGGAUACCAAGGACUCGAGCGUCUCUACCGCCGCAACAGGGGCGACCAACGGCGAAUCAGAAAAAUCGGCGGCCGGUGGUGUUGUCGAACCCGAGGAUGAUCCGGAGAGCUCCUUCGCAACGGUUAAGAAGUGCAGGCGUCCCUGGUGGGUCGUCCAGCCGAUCGUGCGGCCGUUGCCGUCGGAGGCGGCAGCCAAGGGCGCCGUGACCAUGAAGAAGACGAAAGAGAACAAGAGCAGCAGCAACGGCAAGCAAGAAGAUGGGUCUCGGAAAAGACCGCUUCCUGCCCCCGAGAGCACGGUUGAAGCCUUGGAUAAAGAGACCAGCUUCCCUACCAGUGAUUUGGUUUCAGGAUAG
Molecule: messenger RNA, 1833 nt
Organism: Pyricularia pennisetigena
Lineage: Eukaryota; Fungi; Ascomycota; Sordariomycetes; Magnaporthales; Pyriculariaceae
Exons: 2
Coding region: 1-1833 (610 amino acids)
Biological process (GO): tRNA processing
Molecular function (GO): flavin adenine dinucleotide binding; tRNA dihydrouridine synthase activity
Source: RefSeq, a predicted model, not a curated record